CUUGAAAAUGGCCACAAGCUUUUUUUUAAUUUUUUGGAGCACACGACAACUCCUCUCUCUCCGACCAAAAAAAAAAAAAUUAAAAAAAAAAGAGAAUUCCUCUCUCUCUCUCUCUCUCUAUAUUCCAAGAUGAAAGUCUUGGCCUUGUACUGUUCUACAUCUGUGAAUUGUCUAAAUAUAAAUAAAUAAUGAGAGGCUGAUAAUAAUAAGGACCUGCAGGCUGUAGUUAUGCAAAAGCUCUUUUCUACGUUUCUCGAACAGUUGAGCUGCCAAGUUUAGACCUUUUUUUUGUUGUUAAACCCUCCUGGCUUUUAUUUGAAAAGCGGAUUUGGGUUUGUUGUUUGGCUGGUUAGUUUGGGUUUUGUGCAGAGUUGGAAUUGAAGGCAUUGAUGGUUUUUUCUGCUUCACAUUCCGUGUUCAUUAUCUGCAGAGAUGCAGCUGGAAUCGCAGGGAACAUAUUUGCUUUUGGGCUGUUUCUUUCACCAAUACACACAUAUAGAAGAAUCAUCAGAAACCGUUCAACUGAAGAGUUCUCAGGGCUACCAUACAUAUAUGCCCUUUUGAACUGCUUGAUCUGCACAUGGUAUGGAUCGCCUCUUGUAUCUUCUGAUAAUUUAUUGAUCAUGACGGUGAAUUCAGCUGGUGCAGUGUUUCAAUUAGUCUACAUAGCCCUCUUCAUAAUAUAUGCUGAGAAAUCGAAAAAGGUGAGGAUGCUGGGAUUUCUGUUGGCAGAUUUUGGUCUAUUUGCAAUCAUAGUUUUUGGGAGCUUGCAAAUGACUGACCUUGUUAUGCGCCAGCUGAUUGUUGGACUGCUUAGUUGUGUUUCUCUCAUAUCAAUGUUUGCUUCUCCCAUGUUUAUAAUUAACUUGGUGAUCCGGACAAAGAGUGUCGAAUUUAUGCCAUUUUAUCUCUCCCUUUCUACCUUCCUAAUGAGCACGUCAUUCUUUCUUUAUGGAAUUUUUAAUUACGAUCUCUUCAUUUAUGUUCCAAAUGGCAUAGGAACCAUUUUGGGGAUUGUACAAUUAGCUUUGUACUUUUACUAUAAGGAUUCAUCUAAAGAAGACUCCAGAGAACCGUUGAUAGCUCCAUAUCCAUAAGUUUUGCCAACAAGAAAUGUGCACAUGUUUUGUCUUUGAAUAGGUAAGAGAAGAUGUUAUCUUGACAUAACAAGGCAAGAAGGCAGAAGCAAAGAGUGGUGCUUCCAACUCGAAAACUAAAAUCAUGUUCUUCAGCCUGUCAAGCUCCUCUGUGCCAGUGAUCCCCCUCCCUCUCCCUCUCCCUCUCCCCUCCAUCUUCAGUUGUCUACAUGUGAAAGUGCAUCUCGUGUAUCAUAGAUAUUUAGAAAGGGUUAUUGGUCAAAUUUUUCCUCGAUUCAUCUGUAGCAUUCAUGAAUUGGUAUGAGUUCAACAAAGUAAUUGUUUAAGAUCAUCAAAUCAACUUCUGGUCUUUCGUCAAGUUGAAACCUCUAAAGCCUUUUUAUAUGGCUUAGCAGCUUCACUAUGGGUAUCGAUCAAGGAAUAGAACCAAGUGAGGUCAAGGUCCAGAUAUGAAACCCACCCUGCAUGAUUCGUGCAAUCAAUAAAGUGCUGUGGUAUCGAUUUCACUGUCCUUUCUCAGGUUAUUUGUUUAUGUAAGUUGUGAUUGUGCCUACCUCAUGCAAUAUAAUCUUCUCGUGUUUCUAUUUCAUAUUCUUGUAGGGAAUGCAAGAAAAUUCAAUUGUCUUCUGAAUUCUAAAAUUUCUUGCAUGAUAACAUAAAUGUGUAACGUGUUAAAUUGGCAAAUUAAGUGAGAACAGAUCGUCUAGCCUCCUAGGUGCACAUUGAAUAUGUUUCUGG
Molecule: messenger RNA, 1835 nt
Organism: Prunus mume (Japanese apricot)
Lineage: Eukaryota; Viridiplantae; Streptophyta; Magnoliopsida; Rosales; Rosaceae
Source: RefSeq, a predicted model, not a curated record